Molecule: messenger RNA, 1100 nt
Organism: Rhizophagus irregularis DAOM 181602=DAOM 197198
Lineage: Eukaryota; Fungi; Glomeromycota; Glomeromycetes; Glomerales; Glomeraceae
Source: RefSeq, a predicted model, not a curated record
GUAAAUUACAAAUAAUAAUAUACCCUUUAACUAUAGCUAUGAUUAUUAUUAUCAUAUAUACUUGCAUAUUAGCACAAAUUUUAGCUCCAACUAAAAAUGCCCAAAUAGAGGGAUUCGUAACUACAUGGUCUCAAAAUAAAUAUACUAAAAUGUUUUUGUUAAGAUUUUUACCAAUAAUUGGACAACAUAUUUUUUUAAAAGAAUAUAUUAAUGAAGAUGUAACAUGGCGUAUGAGAAUUUUAAAGGAUGCUAUACAAACAAUUCUACCUCCAACAAUUGCAAUAGUAGCGUUUGUAAUAUCUCCGGAAUUCUUAGAAGCUAAAUAUAAAUAUGCUAUAUAUGGUUUCUUUAUUGUUAGUCUGGUUUCUGGUGGAAUAACAUUUGGAUUUUCAAUGUAUGAUUUCUAUAUUCACAAAGAAGAUUAUGACAAUAAAAUUUAUGAAGAUGAACAACAACAACUAGAAGAUGAAAGGAAACAUAAGAGAUAUAAGAAAUAUAAAAUUUUCAUGUAUUUCAUUGGUUUUAUUGAUUUUUUAUCAGGUUGUGUUUUCAUAAUCCCAUUAUACAACAUGUAUGGUCUUAAAAGCGCAGCUUUUGUUAUUUAUACAACUUCAUUCGGAACGCUAUUGCUUGGAAUAAUUUGGUCACUUUUUCAAAAAAACAAACAUUCUUAUGGUUACACAAUAAGAACUUUAUUGAUUGGUAUAAUAUCAUAUUAUAGUACAACGGAUCAUUUACAGAUGAACGAAACUUCGAUCACAAUUUCAUUAGUAUCUGCUUCAAUCACCUUGAGUUUUGCAAUAAGUGAACUUCAUAAAUUGAAUGAAUCAUUUAUCUUUAAAUUAGAUCGUUUAGAAUUAAAAAAUGGAUGUUAUUAUAUUCCAGAUAAAAUUAUUAUUCGUGAUAAAGAAUUUAGAAAAUUUGAAGAUCGAAUUAAUCAAAUAAAUUCAACCGGUUUAACUAUGACAAGCUCGAAGGUUUGAGGAACAAAGAAGGAUACAUUUUGUACUACUAAAUUCAUUAUCUAAAAUAUUAUUAUUAAUCUUAAAAAUUUUAAAAUGAUUUUUUAUAAUUUUUUCAUAAACUUUGGAUAUAUUAAA